AUGACACCAAGAGACCACCUAAGAAGCAUGUCAUCAGCUAGUGACCAAGGAAUACUAGAUGACAGGCACUUGUACAGACUAGCCCAUGGCCUUACAGCUGGAGCUGAAUUCUGUCAACGCCAGGAGAUGUUAAUGAGAAAUUCAGUGAUGGCAGUGAACCCGCAAGUAAUGGUUCCAGGACAACAGAGAGUACAAAGAAUUCCACCACAGUUUGAAACUCAGUAUAUUGACAGAGAUAUCAUUCCUUCUGAAAUUAGUAUUCCUCCAGAAGCAAGGCAAAUUCGUACAGGUUCCCACCUUGGAUCAGCACUUCCAUCUAAUGCAAAUAUGCUGCCAACCCGUAUCUACCCUGGCACAGGUUAUGGUUUUCUACAGAGUGGGUCAGACUACACACUGGCCAGACGGCAGGAACUAAUUCAAAAGCAAAACAUUGCAAGAAUGGAGAUGAAUGCCAUCCUCCAGCAGAAGGAAGUGGAAAAUGCCCAGCAGAAAGGACUACUAGCGAUGAAUACAUCUUUCAUUUAUCCUGGCAUUCAAACCAGUUCAACUGCUUUCCAUAGUAGACAAAGGCCAAAUGAGAGCCAAGUACCCAGUGAUGUAUAUCUUCACAGAACAUCCUUUGAAGACCUGCAGAGCAGUCCAUUGUUAAUGUCUGCAAACCCAUACCCACCACCUAGUAUGCUGCAGAGAGACAGAGGACGCAGAGUGGGAAGGAAAGCAAGUAACCAUAAGAAUUUGGAGUACAGCAUGAGUGGGCCUAAGAAUCAGUUGGAUGACAAGAAUACAAGCUGUAUUACUAAAACAGUUGAUGAAGAAAAAGAAAGUGGAGGUGACCCUGAACUGGAAACACUUCUAAAUGACUCUCAACAUGUUAAAAUGGACAAUGAGUUUUCUACUACAGCCACAAAAAGUUCCAAAGAAUAUGAACGUGAUCACCAAAAGACUGAUGACAGCAAUAAAAACUGUGGUGAAUCAGUAGUGUGCAGCAGUUCUGGCAGAUGUGAGAAAGAUGGCAACUUGUGCACAGUCUGUGAUGACAAGUACGUAUACCCUCCAAGUGAAUCACUUCCAGCAGUACCUUACGGAUUUCUGUUAUCUGGAAGUACAGUUCUGUCCCCAGGCACACAUGGCAUGUGUCAGAACAGUACUGAUGCAUCAACAAUGGAAGAUUUUAGGAAAUGGACGGUUGAAGCUGUUUACAAUUUUAUAAACAGCCUUCCAGGCUGUUCAAGUUAUGCACAGGUUUUUAAAGACCAUGCCAUAGAUGGUGAAACUUUACCACUACUUACAGAAGACCACCUUCUGGACACAAUGGGACUGAAACUGGGGCCAGCAUUAAAAAUCCGAUCACAGGUAUCACGACGAUUAGGUAAUAUACUUUACAUGACAGCUCUUCCUUCUCAAUCAGCAUCAGGAAACCAAGGAGGACAAACAUCAGAUAGUAUGUCUCCAGCUGGCAAAAGUAGUCAAGGUGUGAUGUUCAGUCCCCUUUCCGAGGAUACAGAAACAUCAAAAAUAACAGAACCAGCAGUCUCAGGAAGUCCAGAUAUGCAGAUCGAUGCUAUAAACUUGGACUCAACAUUUACAUGA
Protopterus annectens (West African lungfish) is the source of this 1590-nucleotide messenger RNA. It is a transcript of the gene SAMD7, whose product is annotated as sterile alpha motif domain containing 7. The coding region runs from base 1 to 1590 and encodes 529 amino acids. The transcript has 9 exons. The record is from RefSeq and is a predicted model, not a curated record. Gene Ontology annotation, molecular function: protein binding. NCBI's taxonomy places the organism in Eukaryota, Metazoa, Chordata, Ceratodontiformes, Protopteridae.